This is a messenger RNA of Rotaria sp. Silwood1, 243 nucleotides long. The record is from the annotation of a GenBank genome assembly. NCBI's taxonomy places the organism in Eukaryota, Metazoa, Rotifera, Eurotatoria, Philodinida, Philodinidae.
AUGUUUAGAGCUGCACAGCGUGGAAGUGGUUUACCUCCUCCUAAACCAUCAGCUGUAUGGUGGUGUAAUGGUUGUCGUCGAACGAAUCCUGGCCGGCGCUUCCAAUGUACAGUAUGCAAAUAUGGCAAUACUUAUGAUCUUUGUGCUCAAUGUGUCUCAAGAGCCGGAACACUACAUCCACGACAUCCUUUAUGGAAGUACGAUGACACUGAUAAUGCUAGCACUAUUCAUACUAUAUCAUGA